This is a messenger RNA of Mixia osmundae IAM 14324, 954 nucleotides long. RefSeq lists its product as uncharacterized. Gene Ontology annotation, cellular component: plasma membrane. NCBI's taxonomy places the organism in Eukaryota, Fungi, Basidiomycota, Mixiomycetes, Mixiales, Mixiaceae. Bases 1 to 954 code for a protein of 317 amino acids. The record is from RefSeq and is a predicted model, not a curated record. The transcript is spliced from 3 exons.
AUGGCUCUUGGAUUGCAUCGCUUCACUCGACAUGGCUAUUGGCUGUUCCCCUUGGGCGCUACACUAUGCUGGCUCGCCACUCUGGGGGGCUUGCUGGGACUUUGGCUGGGGAAAGAUGACCAUCGCAGGUACCGAUCGACAGAAUCCAACGUCGUCGUCUUUGUGUCCGACGUCGGUGCCUCUCAUCUGGCUCUCUUCAUCCCCGGCUGCGCACUCGUUUUUGUCUUCUACGUCUCUUCGCUCGUCACCGAGCGCUGGCUAAGGCACAUCGAACGCUUGCCGGGCACACACGGCAGAAGGGAACUUGUACUCGAUCUGCUCGCCGUCGUAUGCGGAUUCAUCGGAGGCUUGGCACUCUUGAUGCUUUCAAUUUUCAACGCCUUCGAUUACAGUACCGUUCAUUGGUCGAUGACCGUUCUCUUUGUCAUCUUCGUUGCGCUGUCGGCUAUAUUCCAAACUGCAGAAGUCCUGCUGCUCGGCAGAUACGAUCCUGACUCGCGCCAUCUAAAGCGCAAUGCGAUCCUGAAGAUCGUCAUCGUCACUGUGGCAAUCAUCGUCGCUAUCGCCUUUGCGGCCCUAUACGGCAAAUGCAGGGGAGAAGGCUCUCUCGGUCCAGGCAGGGCGUCCAACUGUGACGCUAUCACUGGUGCAGCCGGUAUAUGUGAAUGGACAGUCAGCUUCAUUCUUGCCGGCUACUUCGCAACGCUCAUCUUGGACCUCUAUCCCUCUUGGAAGACUUCACCCCGGCAUCACGGCUCUGACGAAAAAUAUUUGUCGGCUGCUGGCGAAGCUAAUGCGCGUGCUGCCCGCGACUCUGACAGCUACAACUCCGCACAGCCCACUCUCCCGGUCAUGAUGGAGCCCACUCAUCCCAGCAUGGCAACCCAGGAGAAGCAAUAUCAACCGGCGAUGACCGGGACGCAGCAACAGAGCCAUUUUGGCGAAGCUGUGUGA